Messenger RNA from Leptonychotes weddellii (Weddell seal), 1605 nucleotides. The record is from RefSeq and is a predicted model, not a curated record. NCBI's taxonomy places the organism in Eukaryota, Metazoa, Chordata, Mammalia, Carnivora, Phocidae.
AUGGCGAGCCGCCUGGGGUUGGAGGUGCUGCUGCGGCGGCCGUCGGUCAACGGGGAGGCCGGGCCGGUGCCCCCGCCCCGCGCGCACGGCUCCUUCUCCCACGUGCGCGACGCCGACCUGCUAAAGAAGAGGCGCUCGCGGCUGCGGAACAGCAACUCCUUCUCGGUGGACGACGCGGACUCGGGAGCGGCCGGAGCGGCAGGAGCGGCCAGAGCUUCCGGAGCCGCGGCUGCAGUGAACCGCGAGUGCGUCCGCGGCCUGUGGGCCGGGCAGCAGCAGGAGCUGGUGUUUCUGCGCAACCGCAACCCUGAACGUGGCAGUAUCCAGAAUGCCAAGCAGGCGCUCCGCAACAUGAUCAAUUCGUCCUGUGACCAGCCACUGGGCUACCCCAUCUAUGUGUCGCCCCUUACCACCUCGCUGGCCGGCAGCCACCCCCAGCUGCGGGCACUGUGGGGCGGCCCCGUCAGCCUGAGUGCCAUUGCCCGCUGGCUUCUGCACAGCUGGGAGAGGCUUCAUAAGGGCUGUGGUGCCGGUUGCAACAGCGGUGGGAACGUGGACGACUCGGACUGUGGCGGAGGCGGCGGCUUGACCUCCCUCAGCAAUAACCCCCCCCUGGCACACCCCACACCUGAGAACACAGCAGGCAGUGGCGACCAACCCCUCCCUCCCGGCCCAGGCUGGGGCCCUCGGCCUUCCCUGAGCGGCUCUGGUGAUGGGCGCCCCCCUCCUCUGCUGCAGUGGCCGCCCCCUCGGCUCCCUGGAGCAGCCCCUGCUUCCCCCGCCCCCACUGAGGGUCCCCGGCCCUCAAGGCCCCCUGGCCCUGGUCUCCUCAGUUCUGAGGGUCCCAGUGGGAAGUGGAGCCUGGGGGGUCGGAAGGGGCUAGGGGGCUCUGAGGCAGAGCCAGCCUCAGGGAGCCCCAAAGGAGGCACUCCCAAAUCUCAGGCGCCCCUAGACCUCAGCCUCAGCCCGGAUAUCAGCACCAACGCCUCCUCGCCCCUCAGAGCGGCCCAGGACAUUCCUUGCUUGGACAGCAGUGCUCCUGAGAGUGGCACACCCACUGGGACCCUGGGUGACUGGCCUGCCCCUGCUGAGGAGCGUGAGAGCCCGGCCGCCCAGCCCCUGCUGGAGCAUCAGUACUGAGCGGCCUGGUACCCUCUGGAUCCCAGCCCCAGCCCCAGGAUUCAGCAACUUGGAUCCCUGGUCUCUGGCCCCUUUGCUGGACCACAGAACUGAGUGGCUUUGGCUUCCACAUCUGAAUCCUCACCUCUGGCUGCCUUAGCUAGAGUAUCAGAACUAAGUGGGCCAGAUCUCUGACCUUGAUCCUUGAUCUCUCAUCCCUAGUCCAGGGCCUGGGCUCCCCAAACUGAAGCAGGCAGCUUCCCAGCCAGGCCCUAAAAGCCAAACCCAUGGGCUGGUCCCGCUUCGAGCCCGAGGCCAGGACUGACUUGACUUGGCCCCUGGGCCUGCACUGCCUGCAGGGGCAGCCCCCUGGCCUGGACCUGGGGCUGAAAUGUGGGAAGGGUGGUUUCUUUUUUUCUUUCUUUCUUUUUUUUUUUUUUUCGUGCUUCGGAGACACCAGAAUUAAUAACACUAUUUUUGAUUUUG